AUGUUAUCUAGUUUCAAACAGAUUCUUCGACACGGCAAACACGCCCAAUCAUCUCAAGCACCUGCCGCUCAGCCAGACAGCAGAACAAAUCAAUCUGCUGGGCACCGGAAUACCAAAGCAGGGCAACAACAAUCCCCAACACAGACACAAACACAAACACAAGCGUCUCAGCCUCAACAAACCCAGCAAGCAUAUUAUAACAACGAUAUGGCAGGUCAAGGUUUAACGGCCAGCAAUGGUCAACCAGCACAAUCGCAAGCCUCGCAGUCCGGUAGCAAAGCACCCAUGGUGUCUCCUAAUUACAGGGAAGAAGCCGAGCGUAUCGUUGCUGAUGAGAGGGCGCAAAGCGAGAAGAUGCCUGUCUACGAGGGAUUAGAGGGUUAUACUUUGAUUGAGAAGAUGGGUGAUGGAGCUUUCUCAAAUGUUUACAAAGCCGUCGAAAAGAAGACCGGUCGAAAGGUUGCCGUCAAGGUUGUCAGGAAGUAUGAGCUCAAUCAUUCACAGAACGGUAACAAGCAUCUCAAUGCCAAUUUCAAGAAAAGGCCAAGGGUUACAGAGCGUGCCAAUAUCUUGAAAGAGGUCCAAAUCAUGCGAGGUAUCGAUCAUCCGGGAAUUGUCAAGUUGCUCGGCUUCUUUGAAAGCGAGGAACACUAUUUCCUUGUGUUGGAACUAAUGGAAGGUGGUGAAUUGUUCCAUCAAAUCGUCAAACUCACCUACUUCUCAGAAACCUUGUCAAGACACGUGAUACUUCAAGUCGCUGAGGGAAUACGAUAUCUCCACGAAGAGCGUGGAGUGGUGCAUCGUGAUAUUAAGCCCGAAAAUCUGCUUUUCGACCGAAUCCCGAUCAUACCCUCUCGAUCACCAGCACAUCGUCCUUACGACGAAGAGAAGGAGGAUGAAGGUGAAUAUAGACCCGGAAUUGGUGGUGGUGGUAUCGGUCGUGUGAAGAUAGCCGAUUUUGGUCUUUCCAAGAUUGUCUGGGACGAACAGACUAUGACACCUUGUGGUACCGUUGGUUACACCGCCCCCGAGAUCGUUAAAGACGAAAGAUAUAGUAAAAGUGUGGAUAUGUGGGCUUUGGGUUGUGUAUUGUAUACGUUGCUUUGUGGUUUCCCUCCCUUCUACGAUGAAAGUAUCAACGUUCUUACCGAGAAAGUCGCUCGAGGUUACUACACUUUCCUAAGUCCGUGGUGGGAUGAUAUCUCGACAUCCGCCAAGGAUCUCAUCACACAUCUUUUGUGUGUCGACCCCGCUCAACGAUAUACCAUUGAUGAAUUCCUUGCCCACCCAUGGAUCAAAGAAGCUCCCUCAUUGCAAGUACCUCAACCAGCACCUCCCAGAAUGCCAAAUUCGACAGCAGAGAACGCACCUCUCGAUUCACCACUUCUCGCUUCCAUCCGAGCUGGUAAUAGGGAAGGUCGAUCACCUGGUAUUGGUGCUCUUAAAGAAGCGUUCGAUGUUACUUAUGCUGUUCAUCGAAUGGAAGAGGAAGGUGCACGUCGGCGCGCAUACAACGGACCUGGUGGAGCUGGAACUCGAGGAUUCUUGCAAGGUCUCAAUGAGGAAGAUGAAGAAGAGGAUGAAAAUGUGCAACUCGAAGAGGCCAGACGUAAACACGGAGAAGCUGUUGCCAGACAAAUACAACAGCAUCGAGGUCGGGAUCUUGCCAAUGCCGCUGCCGGAGUCAAAGAUCAACCGACCCAACAUUACGCAGGUAGAGGAGGAGCCAAUCGAAGAGAAGCUGAAGCUGUUUUAUACGACGGAAGAGCUGGACAAAGAGAUAGAGCCAGAGGUGGUAACAAUGCUGCCAAAACUUCCACGAGUGGCUUCGAAUUGGAUAUGGGUAAUGCCACUUUAUUGGGUAGAAGAGGUAAAAAGACUGCUCCUAGUCCUUUAGGUCAACAAACUCAAACUCCUCAAGCUGCAGGUUCGCCAAUGCACUUUUGA
This is a messenger RNA of Kwoniella shivajii, 1947 nucleotides long. RefSeq lists its product as uncharacterized. Lineage: Eukaryota; Fungi; Basidiomycota; Tremellomycetes; Tremellales; Cryptococcaceae. The transcript has 9 exons. Gene Ontology annotation, molecular function: ATP binding; calcium/calmodulin-dependent protein kinase activity. Gene Ontology annotation, biological process: protein phosphorylation; cellular response to oxidative stress. Bases 1 to 1947 code for a protein of 648 amino acids. The record is from RefSeq and is a predicted model, not a curated record.